Molecule: messenger RNA, 1098 nt
Organism: Chaetomium fimeti
Lineage: Eukaryota; Fungi; Ascomycota; Sordariomycetes; Sordariales; Chaetomiaceae
Exons: 2
Source: RefSeq, a predicted model, not a curated record
CCCUCUGUCUCCAGCACCAAUGGAACAAUUUCACCUCUUCCCAAAGCUGCCCGUCAAAGUUCGACACAUGAUUUAGGGAUUCGUGCCGCGGCCGGCGCGCAUCAUCACGCAGCUGCCCUGCAUCGAAUGCGUCAAUGCCAGACACGGGUCUCAUUCUCGGUGGGUUUCGGCGCAGCACCAUGUCAACCAAGAUCGGAACUCUUUGGGCCUCUAGCAGCCUGCACCGAGUCCCGGAACGUGUGGAUGGGGCACUACGAGCACAUACGCGGUUAUAUCGACAUGCAAGACGAGCCCGGCAUCGGCACAAACGGGCGCACCAAUGUCCCCCACAACAUUUACGUUGAUUUGGAGUACAUCUGCUACGAGACCGAUAUCUUUACCGUCUUCAAGACCUGGAACCCCGGGCACACGGGGGAUUACCCGCAACCCGAGACCUUCACCGAAUCCUGGGACCCCUUUUUUGGUCUCGACCGCAGCCGAAUCCAGCACGCAGGCUUGCGGCUGUGGUGCACGGGUGAAACGUUUAACGAUGCCGUUGCGAAAUUCGAUAUCGGGGAACUCCCUGCGCUGCGCACCCUGUCCCUGAUCACGUUGGGUCCCGACCCGGGCUUGGAGCAGGGUCCCAGACCCGGUUGGGUGCGGAUGAGUCCGUUGGCCCUCCAGCGAGAUUUCUACUUUGAGCUGCGAGACAUCUCCCUGACCCAGCUUCAGCGCCAUCCAAUGUUCAGCGAGCCCAUCAUCGGCAAGCGCAACACUACCGCGGACCUUGAUACCCCGUUCAGCCAUCUCAUCCCGUGGGCCAAGGCAUGGCUGUGGCCUUUUGAAUACACGGGGUGGAAUAACACGUCCAAGGAAAUGCUCGAGGAUGUGAAUAGCCUGCACUGGGACUCGCGGUUCGAGGUCAAACUCAAAUUCUUGUGCGAGAAGCAAUGGCUGGCAGAUCUGGAAAGGGUCGGCCUAUUCGACGACAACAGAACCAACGCUAGAGACUUUGAUGCCUUCUACAAGCUACGGAAGGAAGAGAUGGAUCGUCGGUUAUUGGCUGCAGCACGAGGCAUAAUCCGAGCAAUCCUGGCUAGGAGAAUGGGGCUAAACUAG